AUGGUGAUGGUAAAGAGUGAAUAUACAGAGGAGGAGAUGUCUUCUGCCUCCCCUUGCUCAGUCUCUUCCUCUAGUAUGUCUCCACAGCCUUCUGAUGAGGAGCUACUGCCUGCUUUUUUUCACCUACAGGCAGGAGAUGAAGGUACCAAAAGGUCCAGGAGAGGCCGUUCCGGGGCAGGCAAAAGUGGGGAGGUGGUGAUGAAAGUAAAGAAAACCCGGCGCAUGAAAGCCAAUAACAGGGAGAGGAACCGUAUGCACAACCUGAACUCAGCCCUGGACUCGCUGCGUGAGGUGCUGCCCUGCCUGCCUGAGGAUGCCAAGCUUACAAAAAUAGAGACCCUGCGCUUUGCCCAUAAUUAUAUCUGGGCACUCUCUGAGACCCUACGCUUAGCUGACCAGCUGCAGGGAUCCCCACCAUCUCCAGAUGGGCUCAGUCAGGAUUCCCCAUCUUCCCCCUAUUCACCCUGGAGCUGCACUUCCUCCCCAUCUUCAUCCUGUGGGUCUAUAUCCCCAGUCAGCCCUGACAGCUCCACCUCGGACAUGCUGGAAUACUGGCGCCCCUCAGAUCAUAACUUGCAGAGAGAUUACACCCAGCAGCACCUGUGUGGGGCUUUCAUGGGAGUGAACUGA
This is a messenger RNA of Bombina bombina (fire-bellied toad), 630 nucleotides long. RefSeq names its product neurogenin 2 (gene NEUROG2). The record is from RefSeq and is a predicted model, not a curated record. Lineage: Eukaryota; Metazoa; Chordata; Amphibia; Anura; Bombinatoridae. Bases 1 to 630 code for a protein of 209 amino acids. Gene Ontology annotation, molecular function: protein dimerization activity. The transcript has a single exon.